UGCGAAGAGUGAGAAGUACUGUGGGGGAGAAAGCUAUUGCAAUCUCGGAGAAGAAGGGAGACAAAAAUGGCGGCCAAAACCCUAAUCAGGUCAGGAGCUUCGUUGAUGAAUCGGUUUCUAUCGAAGCCGACGAUGAACCUGGUGCAGAGCAAUCUGAGAGCGUCUAUUCAACAGAUAGCUCCUCAGAGACAAGAACUCCCGCCGUAUUUUUUCCCGUCGUUGUCGAAUCUACAGAGCACACUCAAUUCGAGCCCUAACGACACUGCUUCGAUCCAGGAACUCAAUGACCGUGGGUUCCUUUACCCUUCUGGUCUUCCUUCACUCGAAUUCUUCUUACCAGAAGUCGAUCCAUCAAGUGAGCCAUUGCUUCUGUUUCCUAAGAGGACAUUCCAACCAAGCACUAUAAGGCGUAAACGCAACCAUGGAUUCUUUGCUCGGAAGGCAACCAAAGGUGGGCGGAGAGUUAUAGCUCGGAGAAUAGCAAAAGGGCGCCACAGAGUCUCAGCCUAGAAUCUCUUUCAUCUUUCCAUUGAUGAGAAUGUCCGGUAAUCAAAAUGAUUCAGACUCCACCUUCAGGAUAGGGCAUCUAAAACAUCGAUCUCAUAAAUAAUUUGAAUGUCUUCGUAUCCAUGUUUUGAUAUGUUGUCGAUCUCAGAUUGAAGUGACUUUAAAAUUUUAAAGUUCUCAGCUCCUUUGUAAUGGAUAGUUUAUAUCUAGGAAUCUUUUGUUCUCCAUGAUGUUGACAAAUUAUCAUCGUUUUAAUAACGAAGCAAGGCGAUUAAGGACACAAA
Molecule: messenger RNA, 791 nt
Organism: Camelina sativa (false flax)
Lineage: Eukaryota; Viridiplantae; Streptophyta; Magnoliopsida; Brassicales; Brassicaceae
Biological process (GO): translation
Cellular component (GO): ribosome; mitochondrial large ribosomal subunit
Molecular function (GO): structural constituent of ribosome
Source: RefSeq, a predicted model, not a curated record